AUGUAUCCGGUGGUCUGUUUCGAUGAAAGACCUUGCCAGUUGAUUGACGAUAGCAUUGCCCCCAUACCCAUGGAACCGGGCAAACCCAGACGACAGGACUACCAUUACAAGCGCAACGGUGUGGCAAGCCUAUUCAUCGCCUUUGAGCCACUGACCGGCAAACGCAUCGUGGAAUUACGAGCCCGUCGAACCAAGGUAGAUUAUGCACACUUUUUGAAGCAGGUGGCUCAACAUUACCCAAACGCCACCAAGAUUCGGUUGGUUCAGGAUAAUCUCAACACCCAUAAUCCGUCGUCAUUCUAUCAAACCUUUGAAGCAUCUGCAGCCUUUGAGUUGACUCAACGGUUUGAGAUGUAUUACACCCCCAAAAAGGGGUCGUGGUUGAACAUGGUCGAGAUUGAACUGUCUGUGCUUUCAAAACAGUGUCUUUCUCGCCGUAUCGGUGAACUUUCGGAGUUGGACCAACAAGUCACUGCUUGGGCUGAAGCACGGAAUCGAAAAAAAGCGAGUGUCAACUGGCAGUUUACUCUCAAUCAGGCACGGCAGAAGUUCCACCGAUUUUAUCCUAAUACUUCAACAUAA
This is a messenger RNA of Geodia barretti, 582 nucleotides long. The record is from the annotation of a GenBank genome assembly. Lineage: Eukaryota; Metazoa; Porifera; Demospongiae; Tetractinellida; Geodiidae.